UGCAUUUAAAAAUUACUUAUCAUUGAAAUAUAUAUCCAUCCGAAAAUUGAACAAUGACCAUACCACGCUUGUAGAAUGGGUCUCGACAUCUUAUUUUGACCCAUAAAUUCUUGGUAGUAAUUUUUCGUAGUGGUUGAAUAAUUCAAACGACUUGUGAUUUUUCUAUAAUUUCAGAAAGGAUGAUCUGGUGGGCGUGGGCGGCUUUCAGCAUGAUAAACUAGAAUAGUUUGUCAACGAAUACAAUAUGAGCCUCCAUGACUGGAAAAUAUGAUCCCUGCCAUAACAAAACGUGCUUCAUUAUGCCAGUUUCCCACUUCUUUAAGUUUAUUUUCCUAAUUCGAUCUUAUUACGGGGACUGAUUCCAAAUCAUGAUUGGGGCCCACCAAUCACAUUUUUUUUUCUCUCUCUAAACAAAGCCUCAACUUGCAAAGAUUUCACAACCAUAUGUAUCCAUCCGCCAAUCAGAUAGAUAGUACAGAUACAAGAAAAUGAUGGGGUUUGGCACAUCAUUACUCAUGUCUGCCCCUUUAGUACUUUCAAUAUUCCUUCCCUCCCUCAUAUUCCUCUGUUCAUUCAUUCAAUGGAGAUUCCGGCAAGCUGCCUCAAAUCCAGGCCCGAUUUCAUACCCCGUAAUUGGAUGCCUAGCUUCUUUCUACAAGAACCGACGCCGCCUGUUGGACUGGUACACUGACAUGCUGUCAGUGUCGCCGUCACAGACGAUAACUAUCUCCAGAUUAGGUGGUCGGAGGACCGUCGUCACAGCCAACCCACAAAACGUAGAGUACAUUCUAAAGACAAACUUCACCAACUACCCCAAAGGCAACCCCUUCACGGAAAUCCUCGGAGAUUUUCUCGGAAAUGGUAUAUUCAAUGUGGACGGUGAUCUGUGGUACAACCAGCGUAAGCUGGUCGUACACCAGUUCAAUGCCACGUCAUUGAGAGGCUAUGUAGAGAACGCACUCAAGGAAGAAGUGGAGAAGAAGCUGAUUCCGGUGCUGGAAUCAGCUGCAGAUGAUGAGCAGGGUAAAUCCGUGGACCUGCAGGAUUUGCUGAGAAGGGUUGCGUUCGAUUUGGUCUGUAAGGUUUCGUUAGGAUACGACCCUGGUUGCGUGGAGUACCGUUCUUUGGAUACACCGCAUCCCAUUGUUGAAGCAUUUGAUGUGGCAUCGGAUAUGAGUGCUAGAAGAGGUGCAGCUCCGAUUUCACUCAUGUGGAAGUUUAAGAGGCUCUUCAAUCUUGGGUCGGAGAAGAGGCUUAGAGAAGCCAUUAGUAGAAUCCAUCUAUUCAUACAUGGAAUAAUUCGUGACAGGAGAAAUGUGGUAUCGACGGGGGAAUAUUCCGAUCUUAUGUCAAAGAUGGUGUUGGAUGGGGAAGAAGACGAGGUUGUGAGGGAUACGAUGAUAAGCUUCAUAAUGGCAGGAAGAGAUACAACUUCGGCAGCUAUGACGUGGCUUUUCUAUUUGCUGUCAUGCCACACUGAAGCAGAAAACGAGGUGGUGAGGGAGAUAGAAAAGGUUGUGGGAGAUGAAGAAGAGAUUAGUUUGUCGAAAUUGGAAAGAUUAAAAGAAUUGAGGUGGUUAAAGGCUUGUGUUUGUGAGUCGAUGAGGCUGUACCCACCAGUAGCGUGGGACUCCAAGCAUGCUACAGCCAAUGAUAUGUUGCCAGAUGGCACCGGAGUGAGAGCCGGAGACCGGGUGACUUAUUUCCCAUACGGUAUGGGGAGGAUGAAGGGUUUGUGGGGGGAGGACCGGUUUGAAUUCAAACCGGAGAGAUGGGUUUCUGAGGUGGAAGGAGGUGAAAUUAAGGCCAUAAAAAAUGUUAGCCCUUACAAGUUUCCAGUGUUUCAAGCCGGUCCAAGAGCUUGCCUUGGAAAAGAGAUGGCAUUCGCUCAAAUGAAGUAUGUGAUGGCUUCAAUACUGAAGCGGUUCACAAUCAGACCGGUGAACUCCGACCGGCCGGUUUUUGUGCCCCUCCUCACGGCUCACAUGGCCGGAGGAUUUAAGGUAUUUGUUCGUCGAAGAAGACAGUAGUAACAUGCAAAUGUAACAGUAAGAUGAAUCUGGUUUUUAAUGUAUCAAUCAAUUUAUUUAUUCUUUUCUUUUAUUAUUACCAAAACAUUUAAGCCAUGUGCAGCCGGAACACUCGGCCAGACUGGGCGGUUAUGUGAUAUUAAAAUACAUUUUAAUGCUUUCAGAAAAAAUAAAAAUAAAAAUAUUUUUUAAUAUUUUA
Molecule: messenger RNA, 2229 nt
Organism: Erythranthe guttata (spotted monkey flower)
Lineage: Eukaryota; Viridiplantae; Streptophyta; Magnoliopsida; Lamiales; Phrymaceae
Product: cytochrome P450 94B3
Molecular function (GO): monooxygenase activity; iron ion binding; oxidoreductase activity, acting on paired donors, with incorporation or reduction of molecular oxygen
Source: RefSeq, a predicted model, not a curated record